Clupea harengus (Atlantic herring) is the source of this 13631-nucleotide messenger RNA. It is a transcript of the gene tenm3, whose product is annotated as teneurin transmembrane protein 3. Gene Ontology annotation, molecular function: cell adhesion molecule binding; protein heterodimerization activity; protein homodimerization activity. The record is from RefSeq and is a predicted model, not a curated record. NCBI's taxonomy places the organism in Eukaryota, Metazoa, Chordata, Actinopteri, Clupeiformes, Clupeidae. Gene Ontology annotation, biological process: heterophilic cell-cell adhesion; neuron development; signal transduction. Gene Ontology annotation, cellular component: neuron projection; membrane.
ACUUCACUGAGCGGCGCGGCUGACUCCUGCCGGACCCUCGUCAGCAUCGUUUGCCUUCCACCUGUCUCCACUCAGACACACAGACUGCGCUCAGCAUCACACCAUAUCUCAGCGGACCGAACGUGAGGACGCAACCAUCCCCGCUUUGUCCUCACCAAACUUCAGCGGCUCUCACCAGAGGAAGACGCUGCGGUGGUGACUCGGUCUAUCAGCCCCACUUGCUUGUCAUGGAAGAUUUGAAGAGCGAAUCUUUUGGACUGUCCUUCUAGUCUUACUCAGUGGCCGAACGACAGUGAAGCGGUCCUCCUGAGAAUUUCAAAGACCAUCCUAUUUCCAUUGCUUGACUCUUAUCUACCAGCAGUUUUCACCACAGCGCGCGCACUCAACUCUCCCUCACUGUUUGAGAAUUUUCAACCUUCCACGCGUACAAUCUGCGUGGGAUCAUCGCUCCAGCGAUUCCGAGACAGCGGCUGAUCCUCAGAAAGGUUCCUGCAUCAGUCUGCCCAGAGGAUGGAUAUCUACACGUGGGGAAGAACUGCAUCUGCACUGGACUCUUAAACUACAUCUUUAGCUACGAGCCCUCCUCUGGCAAGUGAGAGACCUAGAAGAGUGGAACUGCAAAGACAGAAAGAGAGGAUGCUCAGAGACCUCACAGGAUAAACAUCCCAUCUGUGGACACUCAAACAUGUUUGCACAGACACACUGCACAUCCAUGGAUUAGUCUGUUUGCUGGAGAAGAGACCAUAAUUGGCCAGAUGAUAUCGCCGCCACUUCUCACUUCCUGUUUCUCAGCCGGAGUCGGAGCGCAUUUGAAGGAGAAUUGUUUCGCAGUUCGACUCUUUCAUUAAGAAACAACGAAGCAUUCUCAGAAGUUGGAGCAUCGUUUGGCGAAGUUUUACCACCGUCUCAGGACAAUAGGAUGCUAAGCGGUGCUUCAGCAGGUAGACGAGGCUAAAGCAGUGCCAGCAUCGGGGGAGGAGCCAGCGUAAAAGGAAUCGUGCUCGGCAGUUGGCCGAGGGUCGGGGCGGCGGGGCCGGAGCGGAUUAGCGGCUAGCGCGCGGCGGCAGGCCAGCACAGCAUGCGCCCGGGAUGGAUGUGAAGGAACGCCGGCCGUACUGCUCGCUCACCAAGGGACGGCGCGAGAAGGAGCGGCGCUACACGGGCUCGUCGGGCGACACGGACGACUGCCGCGUGCCCACCCAGAAGUCCUACAGCUCCAGCGAGACCCUCAAGGCCUUUGACCAGGACCCGUCGGCACGCCUGCUCUACGGCGGCCGCGUCAAAGAGAUGGUGCACCGUGAGGCUGACGAGUACACACGCCAAGUGCGCAUUAAAAUAUACCCGACUAAUGGGCAAAACUUUAACCUGCGGCAGCUGGGCAUCUGCGAGCCUGCCACCCGCCGUGGCCUGGCCUUCUGCGCCGAGAUGGGCCUGCCGCACCGCGGCUACUCGGUGGGUGCCGGCUCCGACGUGGACACGGAGAACGAGGGCGUGAUGUCGCCGGAGCGUGCCAUGCGCCUCUGGGGCCGCGGCGUGAAGUCGGGCGGUCGCGGCUCGUGCCUGUCCAGCCGCUCCAACUCGGCGCUCACGCUCACCGACACGGAGCACGAGAACAAGUCAGACAGCGAGAACGGUUCUCCCAUGCCAUCCUCUCUAUCAAGUCCAUCAGUCACUGAGCAUUCACAUUCUCAACCACCAUCACCCAAUCUCCAUGACAACCAGAGUCCGCUGCUAAGUAAUGUCACCACGGAGACUGUGCAUGACUCGGACUCUGAGGAGGAAUUCACAGCCACCCUGUACUUACCAGUAGCACAGCCGGCACAAGGUUCCGCAUGUAAUGAGCAACUGUCCAGUCAUCACCAUCAGGGCCAGUCCACGCUGCCACCGGCCCCGCCCCCGCACAAGCAGCAGCCGUCCGUGACCGCGCUCAACCACAACUCCCUGAGUAACCGUAGAAACGUGAGCCCGGCACCGCCGGCCGCACUGCCCGCCGAGCUGCAAACCACGCCUGAAUCCGUGCCGCUGCAGGACAGCUGGGUCCUGGGCAGCAAUGUGCCGCUGGAGAGCAGGCACUUCCUCUUCAAGACAGGCACCGGCACCACCCCACUCUUCAGCACAGCCACGCCCGGCUACACCAUGGCGACGGGGGCGGUCUACUCGCCGCCCACCCGACCGUUGCCGAGGAACACGCUGUCACGGAGCGCCUUCAAGUUCAAGAAGUCGUCCAAGUACUGCUCGUGGAGGUGCACCGCCCUGAGCGCUGUGGCCAUCUCUGUGCUCCUGUCCGUCCUGCUCUGCUACUGCAUAGCCAUGCAUCUGUUUGGACUGAACUGGCAGUUGCAGGAGACAGAGGGCUACGCCUUUGAGAACGGCCAGGUGAAGUCGGACACCACGCCCACCAACUCCGUCACUGCGCUGUCUGCUGACAGUGGUAAAAUGGGUGUGUUGAUACCGGAGAAUAACACCAUAGACACAGGGGAGGUGGAUGUGGGCCGCAGGGCAGUCCAAGAUGUUCCUCCUGGAAUGUUCUGGCGUUCCCAGAUCUUCAUCGACCAGCCCCAGUAUCUCAAGUUCAACAUCUCGGUGCAGCGCGACGCCCUGGUCGGGGUCUACGGCCGGAAAGGCCUACCCCCGUCUCACACACAGUAUGACUUUGUUGAGUUGCUGGAUGGCAGUCUGCUCAUCUCCAAGGAGAAGCGCAGUCUGAUGGAGAUAGAGGCGGUGCGUCGGGCGCGCUCGGUGAACUUACACGAGGCCGGCUUCAUCCGCUUCCUGGACUCGGGCACCUGGCACAUGGCUGUCUACAAUGACGGCAAGAAUGCCGAGCAGGUCUCCUACAACACCAUCGUCAUAGAUUCAGUCACUGAGUGCCCUCACAAUUGCCAUGGAAACGGAGACUGUCGAUCUGGAACAUGCCAUUGUUUUCCAGGUUUCCUAGGACCUGAUUGCUCAAGAGCAUCCUGCCCUGUGUUGUGCAGUGGCAAUGGCCAGUACUCUAGGGGGCGCUGUCUGUGCUACAGCGGCUGGAAGGGCACAGAGUGUGACGUGCCCAGCAACCAGUGCAUCGACGUCCACUGCGGCGGCCACGGCAUCUGUAUCAUGGGCACCUGUGCCUGCAACACCGGCUACAAGGGAGACAACUGCGGGGACGUUGACUGCCUGGAUCCAACCUGUUCGGGUCACGGCACGUGUAUCCACGGGGAGUGCCACUGUAACCCAGGCUGGGGCGGCACCAGCUGCGAGAUCCUGAAGACCAUGUGCCCGGACCAGUGCUCGGGCCACGGCACCUACCAGGCCGAGAGUGCCACCUGCGCCUGCCACACCGACUGGAGUGGGCCCGACUGCUCCGUCGAGGUGUGUCCGAUGGACUGCGGCCCCCACGGCAUGUGUGUGGGGGGCAGCUGCCGCUGUGAGGAGGCCUGGACUGGGCCGGUGUGUGACGUGAAGGCCUGUCACCCGCGCUGCAUGGAAAACGGAGUGUGUAAAGAUGGCAAGUGUGAGUGCAACCAGGGCUGGUCUGGAGAGCACUGCACGCUCGCUCACUCUUUGGAUCCUUCAGUGCGAGGAGAGAGUCUAGGAGGAUAUAAAGAGGGCUGUCCCGGUCUGUGCAACAACAACGGCCGCUGCACUCUGGACAUGAACAUGUGGUUCUGCGUCUGCCAGCCCGGCUGGAGGGGCGCCGGCUGCGACGUCGCCAUGGAGACCCUCUGCACAGACAACAAGGACAACGAAGGAGAUGGUCUGGCUGACUGCAUGGACCCUGACUGCUGUCUGCAGCCCUCGUGUCAGAACCAGCCGUACUGCCGAGGUUCGCCCAACCCCAGCAACGUCAUCAGCAUGAGCCAAUCAGCUCCGAUACAGCAGGCCGCCCAGUCUUUCUACCAGCGAAUCAGCUUCCUCGUAGGCACUGAGAGCACCCACAUCAUCAUGGGAGAGAACCCCUUCAACAAGAGCCUCGCGUCCAUCAUCAGAGGACAGGUGUUGACAGCGGAUGGAACUCCCCUCAUCGGAGUCAAUGUCUCCUUUGUCGACUACCCAGAUCACGGCUACACCAUCACACGACAGGAUGGCAUGUUUGACAUCCUGGCUAACGGUGGAGCGUCUCUGACCCUGAGCUUCGAGCGGGCGCCGUUCCUGACACAGUACCGGACAGUGUGGAUCCCGUGGAACGUGUUCUAUGUGAUGGACACGCUGGUCCUGAAGAAGGAGGAGAACGACAUUCCCAGCUGUGACCUCAGCGGCUUCGUCCGGCCCAGCCCCCUCAUCGUGGCCACACCCCUCUCCACCUUUUACAGGGCCUCUCUUCAGGACGGUCCUAUCAUCCCAGAGACGCAGGUGCUGCAGGAGGAGACGGCCAUCCCGGGCAGUGACCUGAACCUGAUGUACCUGAGCUCGCGGGCGGGCGGCUACAAGCCCGUGCUGAAGGUGACCAUGACCCAGGCCACCGUGCCCUUCAACCUGAUGAAGGUGCACCUGAUGGUGGCCGUGGUGGGGCGCCUCUUCCAGAAGUGGUUCCCGGCACAGCCCAACCUGUCCUUCACCUUCAUCUGGGACAAGACAGACGCCUACAACCAGAAAGUCUACGGCAUGUCCGAGGCCGUGGUGUCGGUGGGCUUUGAGUACGAGUCGUGUCUGGACCUGAUCCUUUGGGAGAAGAGGACGGCCAUGCUGCAGGGCUACGAGCUGGACGCGUCCAACAUGGGCGGCUGGACGCUGGACAAACACCACGUGCUGGACGUGCAGAACGGCAUCCUGUAUAAGGGGAACGGCGAGAACAUCUUCAUCUCCCAGCAGCCCCCUGUGAUCAGCACCAUCAUGGGCAAUGGCCGGCGGCGGAGCAUCUCCUGCCCCAGCUGCAACGGCCAGGCGGACGGCAACAAGCUGCUGGCACCCGUGGCCCUGGCGUGCGGCGCGGACGGCAGCGUGUUUGUGGGCGACUUCAACUACAUCCGCCGCAUCUUCCCCUCAGGCAACGUCACCAGCGUCAUGGAGCUCAGAAAUAAAGAUUUCAGACAUAGCAACAACCCAGCGCACAGGUACUACCUGGCAACGGACCCGGUAACAGGGCAGCUGUACGUGUCGGACACCAAUUCUCGGCGGAUCUACCGGCCCAAGGUGCUGACGGGCACCAAGGAGCUGCUACAGAAUGGAGAGGUGGUGGCGGGCACGGGAGAACAGUGUCUGCCCUUCGACGAAGCCCGCUGUGGGGAUGGGGGCAAAGCCACGGAGGCACUCCUCCUGGGGCCCAAAGGAAUCGUGGUGGAUAAGAAUGGCUACAUCUACUUUGUCGACGGCACCAUGAUCAGGAAGAUCGACCGCAACGGCAUCAUCUCAACCCUGUUGGGCUCCAACGACCUGACCUCAGCGCGCCCCCUCACCUGCGACACCAGCAUGCACAUCGGACAGGUGCGUCUGGAGUGGCCCACGGACCUGGCCAUCAACCCCAUGGACAACUCCAUCUACGUGCUAGACAACAACGUGGUGCUGCAGAUCACCGAGAACCGGCAGGUGCGCAUUGUGGCCGGGCGGCCCAUGCAUUGCCAAGUGCCGGGCAUCGAGUACACCAUGGGCAAGCGUGCCGUGCAGACCACGCUGGAGGGCGCCACGGCCGUCGCGCUCUCCUACAGCGGCGUGCUCUACAUCUCUGAGACAGACGAGAAGAAGAUCCACCGCAUUCGCCAGGUGUCCACCGACGGUGAGAUAUCCCCGCUGGCCGGCGCGCUGUCGGACUGCGACUGCAAGAACGAUGCCAACUGCGACUGCUACCAGACAGGCGAGGGCUACGCCAAGGACGCGCGGCUCAACUCGCCAUCCUCUCUAGUGGUGUCGCCGGACGGAACACUCUUCGUAGCCGACCUGGGGAACAUCCGCAUCAGGGCCAUCCGGCGCAACCGGCCACCUAUGGGCUCGUCAGGCCUCUACGAGGUGGCGUCGCCGGCCGAGCAGGAGUUGUACGUGUUCGACGCCAACGGCACGCACCAGUACACCAUGAGCCUGGUCACCGGCGACUACAAAUACAACUUCACCUACAGCAACGAGGAUGACAUCACCGCCAUCACCGACAGCAAUGGCAACACGCUGCGCGUUCGUCGCGACCCCAAUGGCAUGCCCGUGCGGGUGGUUGCCCCCGACAACCAGGUCAUCUGGCUGUCCAUUGGCACCAACGGUGGCCUGAAGACGCUCACAGCACAGGGGCAGGAGCUCGUGCUCUUCACCUACCAUGGCAACAGCGGUCUCCUGGCAACAAAGAGCAUUCAGAUUGGCUGGACCACCUUCUACGACUACGACAGCGAGGGACGCCUGACCAAUGUCACCUUCCCCACUGGCGUCAUCACCAGUCUCCAUGGCGACAUGAAGCCUGCGCUGACGGUGGACAUCGAGACGUCUGGCCGUGAGGAUGACGUCAGCAUCACCACCAACCUCUCCUCCAUAGACUCUUUCUAUACACUGGUGCAAGACCAACUGAGGAACAGUUACCAGGUGGGCUAUGAUAACUCCCUGCGUGUCAUCUACGCUAAUGGGAUGGACACACACUACCAGACGGAGCCACAUAUCCUGGCGGGGGCCGCCAACCCUACGGUGGCCCGGAGGAACAUGACCCUUCCCGGGGAGAGCGGGCAGAACCUGGUGGAAUGGCGAUUCCGUAAAGAGCAGACGCGAGGGAAGGUCAUCGUGUUCGGACGAAAGCUGAGGGUCAAUGGGAGGAACCUGCUAUCGGUGGACUACGACCGAACGCUGCGGACGGAGAAGAUCUACGAUGACCACCGCAAGUUCCUGCUGAAGAUCGUCUACGACUCGUCAGGCCACCCCACACUGUGGGUGCCCAGCAGCAAGCUGAUGUCCGUCAACAUCACCUACUCCAGCACGGGCCAGGUCACCUGCAUCCAGCGCGGCCCGACCUCUGAACGCGUGGAGUACGACAGCCAAGGACGCAUCGUCACCCGCACCUUUGCCGACGGCAAGACCUGGAGCUACACCUACCUGGAUAAGUCCAUGGUCCUCCUGCUGCACAGCCAGCGGCAGUACAUCUUCGACUACGACACGCAGGACCGCCUGUCAGCCAUCACCAUGCCCAGUGUGGCGCGGCACACCAUGCAGACCAUCCGCUCCGUGGGCUACUACCGCAACAUCUACAACCCGCCCGAGAGCAACGCCUCGGUGACGGUGGACUACAGCGAGGACGGGCAGCUGUUGCGCGUGGCCCACCUGGGCACGGGCCGCCGCGUGCUCUACAAGUACCGCCGGCAGAACAAGCUGUCGGAGAUCCUGUACGACAGCACGCGCGUCAGCUUUACCUACGACGAGACGGCCGGCGUGCUGAAGACGGUCAACCUCCAGAGCGAGGGCUUCAUCUGCUCCAUCCGCUACCGGCAGGUUGGCCCGCUGGUGGACCGGCAGAUCUUCCGCUUCAGCGAGGACGGCAUGGUGAACGCCCGCUUCGACUACACCUACGACAACAGCUUCCGGGUCACCAGCAUGCAGGGGGUCAUCAACGAGACGCCACUGCCCAUCGACCUGUACCAGUUCGACGACAUCUCGGGGAAAGUGGAGCAGUUCGGCAAGUUCGGGGUCAUCUACUACGACAUCAACCAGAUCAUCUCCACGGCGGUGAUGACCUACACCAAACAUUUUGAUGCACAUGGGCGCAUCAAGGAGAUCCAGUACGAGAUCUUCCGCUCGCUCCUGUACUGGAUCACCAUCCAGUACGACAACGUGGGCCGCGUCACCAAACGCGAGAUCAAGAUUGGACCCUUCGCCAACACCACCAAGUACGGCUACGAGUACGACGUGGACGGACAACUAACGACCGUCUACCUCAACGAGAAGAUCAUGUGGCGCUACAACUACGACCUCAACGGCAACCUGCACCUGCUCAACCCCGGCAGCAGCGCCCGCCUCACCCCACUGCGCUACGACCUGCGCGACCGCAUCACACGCCUGGGCGACAUUCAGUACCGCCUGGACGAGGACGGCUUCCUGCGUCAGCGUGGCACCGAGAUCUUCGAGUACAACUCCAAGGGCCUGCUGGUGCGUGUGCACAGCAAGGGCGGCGGCUGGACCAUCCAGUACCGCUACGACGGGUUGGGCCGGCGGUUGGCUUCACGCAACAGCCUCGGCCAGCAUCUGCAGUUCUUCUACGCCGAUCUCAACUACCCCACUCGUAUCACCCACGUCUACAACCACUCCAGCUCGGAGAUCACCUCCCUCUACUAUGACCUGCAGGGCCACCUGUUCGCCAUGGAGAUCAGCAGUGGCGAGGAGUUCUACAUCGCCUGCGACAACACCGGAACUCCUCUGGCAGUCUUCAGCAGCAACGGGCGCCUGCUCAAGCAGGUGCACUACACGGCCUUCGGCGAGAUCUACUUCGAUUCCAACCCGGCCUUCCAGCUGGUCAUCGGCUUCCAUGGCGGCCUCUACGACCCCCUGACCCGGCUGCUGCACUUCGGCGAGCGGGACUACGACAUCCCGGCCGGACGCUGGACCACCCCAGACAUCGCCACCUGGAAGCGAGUGGGCAAGGAUCCCGCCCCUUUUAAUCAGUACAUGUUCCGCAACAACAACCCCGUCAGCAAGGUGCACGAGGUCAAGGAGUACGUCACAGAUAUCAACAUCUGGCUGGUGACGUUUGGGUUCCACCUUCACAAUGCCAUCCCAGGAUUCCCCAUCCCAAAGUUCGACCUGACGCAGCCCUCGCUGGAGAUGAGGAAGAGUCAGCUGUGGGAUGACCUACCGUCCAUCUCUGGGGUGCAGCAGGCUGUGACACAUCAGGCCAAGGCGUUCUUGUCGUUUGAGCGCAUGCCCGAGAUCCAGCUGAGCCGGUGGAAGACCGGCACUGAGAGGCCGUGGCUGUGGUUCGCCACCGUCAAGUCGCUCAUCGGCAAGGGCGUGAUGAUGGCCAUCAGCCAGGGCCGCGUGAUCACCAGCGCGCUCAACAUCGCCAACGAGGACUGCAUCAAGGUGGCGACAGUGCUCAACCAUGCCUACUACCUGGAGGACCUGCACUUCACGGUGGAGGGCCGUGACACGCACUACUUCAUCAAAACCACGCUGCCCGAGAACGACCUGGGCGCCUUGCGGCUCACCAGCGGCCGCAAGGCGCUGGACAACGGCGUCAACGUGACGGUGUCGCAGUCCACCACGGUUGUGAACGGGCGCUCGCGGCGCUUCGCCGACGUGGAGCUGCAGCACGGCGCCCUGGCGCUGCACGUGCGCUACGGCAUGACGCUGGACGAGGAGAAGGCACGCGUGCUGGAGCAGGCGCGCCAGCGGGCGCUCUCCAGCGCAUGGGCGCGCGAGCAGCAGCGGGUGCGCGAGGGCGAGGAGGGCGCGCGGCUCUGGACGGAGGGCGAGAAGCGGCAGCUGCUGAGCAACGGCAAGGUGCAGGGCUACGACGGUUACUAUGUGCUGUCGGUGGAGCAGUACCCCGAGCUGGCCGACAGUGCCAACAACAUCCAGUUCCUGCGGCAGAGCGAGAUCGGGAAGAGGUAACACGACUGCACAGCCCAGCACCACUCCAUGCCAGAUGGCACGCCGGACUCCCUCGCCCUUCCCCCCAUUGCCUCUCACACGUCCACCCGCCAAAGAGACUGUAGAGCUCUCCCUCCCCAAGUCUGUGUCCUGUAAACAAAUAUGUUUAAAUACACACACACAUGCAAUGACAUCCAAAUACACACAUAUACAUACAGAUACAUAUACAGAUAUAUAUGGAGCCUCCCUGUUUCUGAAGACUAUAGGAGGCUUCAGGCUAGAGCCUCACGUAGAGUUGUCUCAGUUUAACGCAGUUACCGUGUAGAAAAUGACUCAAUUUUAAAGCAGUAAAAUGACCACUACAUGGUCUGGAUUAGAAUGGUCCAGACCCAUGGUGACAGUUCAUGUUUGGCCCACUUCACUACGUUGAAGUAACUCUGGACUUCUCCUCAGAAGAACAAGUCAAGACUCACUUUGUAAAAGUUGCAAAACAAAAAAAAACUCUUGUCUUUCUUUCUUCUUUUCUUUCUUUUUUUUACUAUCAACCUGAGAGGUGACCUUCUACAAACACGAAAAAAAGGAGGAGAAAAAACAAACAACGGAAGACUUGAAGUGUUUACAUACAGUAACACAUACCACUGCGCUUCUCUGGAGUGAGACCCUCUGUGCGUCCUGAUUGGCUGACCUAAUAGGAAGAGAGUUUAGAAGGGAAAAAAAGCGAAUCACUUGAUUGGUCGGGUCAGCUCUGGGGUGUACAGCUGUGAGCUACAGAAGUGAAAGCGUGUGGUUCUCUGUGGGAAGGACACUCCUGAGAGUGACGUUCACACUCCCACGACUGCGCCAGGGACCCGUGCUCCGACCCAGCGUGCUUAGGGCCACAUCCAUGUGCGGCCAGACCAGGAGACGCGGGAGAGGCGGAAAGUUAAAUAAAAUAAAUGUGCGACACAUGAAAGAAUAAAAUAAUCAUAUCCAACCAAGCUUUUAACUGAAACAUGAGAAUAAUCUUUAUGGAUUUUUUUUAAAGAUGAAAGAAAGUAAAUCCACUUAUCCGUAUUUCAAUAUUAGUCUCAGAGAAAGUAAUUUAUGUACAGUGUUUCUACUUAAAAAAAAAUAAAAUCUUAAAAAUAGAGAUUUCCUCUUGUCAUGCAUUACUGUUUAUACUUUAAAUAUUUUAUCCUGUUAGAAUUUAUGGUAAUGCUAUCCAAGAUAAGUAACAUACUCUACUUUGUCAUUCAUUUCUGCAUUCAGGCUGGAAGUUUUUCUUUUCUUUUCCUUUCUGUAUCUUCCUUUUUUCUCUCUUUUCCUAAAACUUUGUUUGGCACUUACUGUUUUUGGAAAUUGUCCAUAAAGUCUUUUCAAGCUCUGUAUGCCUUUAUAGGAAAUCGUUUGUGAUAGAUACUGCGAACCAGCUCUUUAGAAGAUGCAAAUAAACUUUACACACGCAGGUCGAUAUCUAGCCUGAUGACCGACGUGUUCGAUGAGCAGACAGUGUUGUUCUCUUCGGGCUGGAUUUGUGUUGUUUUCAAUGCUUUAUCUUGCUCCUUGGCUUCACACGUCGGGAAGCCUACAGCAAAGAUUUCCUGUGAGUGUCAGAGUGCUUUGCCUUGUGUGUGAGCGGGAAAGCGUGAGCUGAUGCGACCAGCCAGUAAGCUGCUUGCCCAUAGGCACAAGUUGAACAAGCGAAUGCACGAACAUCGUGAACAUCUUCAAACAGGCCACUUAACGCAUUCAUAACAAAUCAUGACUAAUGGAGCCCAACAAGCCCCCAAAGCCCAGUUAUCACAGCGAGUCGCGUGCAGACACAAUCGUGUCAAACGCAUGAUUAGCCCUAGUGUGGGCAUGAUCAGAAGAAGAGCAGGGGGGAGAGGAGGAGGAAGGAGAGGUGACCCCUUCCACACUUUAGUUAAGCCAGUGGAAGGUGGCUGGGCAAAAACGAAACAAUGUGCAUUAGACUGGAUAUUUUUUGGACAUAACCUAAAUAGCAAGUGAGUGUAAUGUGAGGAGGUUGCCAUGCGAUGUGCAGGAGGAUCACCAAGCAACAGAAGUGUUCUUGUUUUUACAGUGUUUAACUCAACACUUUCUCGCUCUCUCACUCUCCUUCUUUCUCUUUUCUUUGUAUUCUCUCUCUCUCUCUCUCUUCAAGAACCUGAGGGAAAACACACAAGUAGGAAGAGAGGGAGAGUUAUAGAGAGAGGAAAUCAAACUUUUCGCCCCUCGAGUUUUACUUCAACCAACCAUGAUUAAUUUUUUUUGGAGGUAGAGAGUUAAUGCUUGUGAAGAGAAUUUCGUCAGUUCACACGGUGUGAAGUCAGUAAUUCUGACAGCAAGCCUCUCAUCUCUGAAAAGUCAGGACUAUAGUUCUGCCUGUAAACAAAUACAUCCCUCCUUUUUAACAGGUCAUUAUGGAAUGGCUCAUAGUACAGACAUUGUUUUGUUUUUUUUGUUUUUCAUAAACACUCUUUAAGAUUGUACCAGUUUAAAAAAAAAAUGUAUGGACUAACGAAUGAGAAAGUAUUGUUUCUGUUUUUGUUUCAUGUUUUUUUUGUAUCUGUUUGAGUUUCAUCUUUUUUUUUUAACGAGUCAUUGAAUUGUAUUUUUCUAUUCAUGUGUGACCAGUUUGACUGGGUCUUUGAGAAGGAAGCAAUCUUAGGUUAUUGCGCUUGUGUGAUUAUUUUUGUUCUCUCUAUCUGUGUGUCUGAUUCUCUGUGGUGUUACUGGCUGGACCCAGCCUGGGCCAUGCGCUGUGUUUGAACAGAAAGGACUAAAGCUAUUCUCCUCCUGACCCGCCUCCGGCCCUCUCAUGCCUUGCCUGUGUAUGUAUUUGAGGGUGGCAUCACAAUCAGUAUUCACCAUGGGAUUUUGGUUCUCCAUGGCUGUCCCUCAUUUUGACCCCUACCAGAAAGUUCAAAGGUUAUUUUUUCAAAACAAUUUUGUUUUAUUCAGGCAUUUGACUGCAUGUCAAUCAUUUCAUCUUAAGGCUCACAGUAAGCCACACCAGAUCUUUGCUGGAGAAAAAGGAGUUUAUAACUAAAAAUGCAGUCGAGUCCAGUAAGAGUCCCUGCGCUCCUGUCCCAUAGGAGGGGGGGGCUAGGGAGGAGGAGGAGCAGGGCUGAGCAGUCAGACAGGGGAGAGCAGAUCACCAGGGAGGAGUGAGAGUGAGGUCCGCUUUUGUUUGACUGUCGUUUGCAUGCCUACAAUGUAAAAUGCCCAUCGCCGCUCCGUCAGAGAAGAAAUGUGCAUCUCAUGACUUUGAUCCCUCAUGUCAGCACACAAAAAAAUAUGUAGGUUAGAACAGGGUGGGGGGGGGUACAUUCUGUAAAUGAAAUAUUGCACUAUAAUGUCCAUAGUGUAAUUGCGUCGCAUUGUUUGAUUUAUUUACCUUUAAGUGCUAGUCAGGUCAUGGAUCCAAGUGAAAACAGGGCUUGUACUGUCAUUUGUAAUGGCAGAUAAGGACAUGGGAAGGUCCUCGGUAAGGAUGGACCCUAAAUGAGAGGGGGGAUGUUUGUCAUGCAUCAUUUGUUGGAAGCAGGCACAUUUUCGUUGACAUAGGAAGAAUUGGUACAAAAUGGCUGCCAUUCACCAUCCCAGAUACGAGCACUAUUCAUACAGUAAGCAACCACUAGGAUGGAGAUAGUUUGUGUGUGUGCCAGAGAUGGAAAACCCUGAUCCUUGGACAUUAUGUGGUGAUUGAGAUGUGUUUGUUUUAAACAUGCUUUUAGUCGUCCCAUCACUCCACACUGGCUAGACAAGGCGUUUAUUUUCAGAGAUGGUUCUUUUGUAUUUUUAUGUGGCAAAGAAAAGUGAUUCUCUCUUUUUUUGUGUGAAGCAGGGAUGCAAACACCUGGAGUAAAACUGAUCUGAACUGUAAAUCCAAUAAAAAAAAUGUAUCAGUCUUUUUCUGUGUGAUGAAGGUACAGAACUCUUUUAUUUAUUCAAACUUGUUUUUUUUGUUAAGUUUUUUUUUUAUUUGUCCUUUCUUCAGUCAGCAUCCUCUGCAGGUUCAUGUUAUUGUUUAUAUACACGUUGCCGUUUAGAGUGCGAAUAAAGUGCAAUUUUAAUGUAAUCUGGGAAGAGGUCAUUUCUGGGACUCCAGUCCUUUUUAUCUUCAUGUCAAUGCUCCACAGAGAUCAAUCAUACUAAUAAAAUGGAAUACUGUAAAGGUU